CUUCGCUUCUGCACAGUCACUCCUGGCAUUUGGGCGGCACUCUGCACUUCCGUUGGAGAUUCUUUAACCAUUAUCUGCUCCUUGAAGCUCAAGCCUCAAAAGGAUGGGCUCCAGGCUCAUCGCGACCUUGCACUGGAAAAGUGGGGACGCAUGAUGCCGGUGCUUGCCCAGUUCUUCCCUGUUAGACAGUCAUCCUGCUCAGCUGAUGCUUGACACGUUGGCUGCCGACGGGGGCAGAGCAUGCAGGAAGCCCAACUGUCAGCCGCACGGCAGAGAAGCUUCACUGAGGACAGCAGAAGUCAGAUCAUAUAAGAUCGACCCGAAUGAAGAAAAUGAGACCCGGGUACCAGAAAGCCAGGAACCACAGCGAUGCCACUCAGCUCUAUCCUGAGGUUCUCGCUGAUCCUGCUGCUGUUAUGGGCUCCUUCAGGCCGAGCGGUAGUUGGGCCCACUGUCAGCUGUUGUUUGAAAACCAGUAAAACCAGAGUCACCAUGGAGAAGCUGAAGACGUACUACAAACAAACCGACAUGUGUCCGGUGAAGGCAGUUCGAUUUACUACUGUAAAGGGCAUUACUAUCUGCUCAGAUCCAUCUGAUGAGUGGGCAGUUAAAGCCAUGAAGCAUCUGGACGCCAAGAAAAAGCCACAUCCGAAAAAUACCCAUGCAACCAAACUGCCACGUCCGUCAGAAAAACCAUCGACAGAAAUGCCACACACAUCUUCCAUUAAGGACCCCUCUUCAAUGGAAGCAUCGCACACAACAAACAAACAGAAAUACCUGGAAAGACUGAACCAAACAGAGCAGACAGAAGCACCCACUACCAUAAUGCACCUCUCCUUGAUGGAAAUGUAUCAGUCAACAAAGGAAAAGCCAGAGCCAAUGACAUCUGCUGAAAAACAUCUCUCUUCUCAGCCAACGACAGAGGAAUCGGGUCCCACUGUAGAACAGCCAGACCCAACAACAGGAGAAAACGCUUCGACAGAAAAGCCUCACCCAGCUAUAAACGUGCCGAACUCGACAACAGAACAGUUACACCCAAGAACAGAAGAAAACGCUUCGACAGAAAAGCCUCACCCAGUUACAAACGUACCAAACUCGACAACAGGACAGUCACACCCAAUGACAGAAAAAACAGACCCGGCAACAAAGCAACUGUCCUCAACAAAUGAAGAACCAGACCCCUCAGCACAACAAUCACACCCAACAACAGAAGACAGAGAGUCUACUGAAGUACACUUUCACCAAACAACUGAAGAACCGGGCUCCACAGCAGAAGAAUUACCCCAAAAAACAGAAGAACCAGAUCAUAUAGCAGAACUGUUAUACCCACCAACAGAAGAAUCAGGCCCCACAUCAGAAAAAUUCCAACCAACAACUGAAGAUCCAGAUCCCAUAGCAGAACAGUUACAUCUAACAAUGGAACCAAACCCUACAGAAGAACAGCCAGAUCCAACAGCAAAAGAAUCAGGCCCCACAGCAGAACCGGCACACCUAACAACAGAAGAACCAAACUCUACAGCAAUACAGUUAUAUCCAAGAAAUGCAGAAGCAGACCCCACAGCAGAACAGUUACACUCAAAACACUCUUCCCAACGGAAACGCCGCACCUUACAACAAAAAUGCCACAGCGAACGAAAGAUGAAAAGACACGCCCCUUCCCAUAGGAUGUGCCGCACCUCUCAACAAAAAUGCCACAACGAACGAAAGAUGAAAAGACACGCCCCUUCCCAUAGGAUGUGCCGCACCUCUCAACAAAAAUGCCACAACGAACGAAAGAUGAAAAGACACGCCCCUUCCCAUAGGAUGUGCCGCACCUCUCAACAAAAAUGCCACAACGAACGAAAGAUGAAACGACACGCCCCUUCCCAUAGGAUGUGCCGCACCUCUCAACAAAAAUGCCACACCGAACGAAAGAUGAAAAGACACGCCCCUUCCCAUAGGAUGUGCCGCACCUCUCAACGAAAAUGCCACACCGAACGAAAGAUGAAAAUACACGCCUCUCCCAAUAGGAUGUGCCGCACCCCUCAACGAAAAUGUCAAACCGAACGAAAGACAAAAGGCACGCCUCUUCCCAAUGAAAAUCCUGCAAACAGAAACAGAAAAAACUUGAUCCCAUUGGCAGCAAUCAGACCGAAUCCCUCAAUAAAACUGCAAAACCGAAAGAUGAAAAAUUACCACUAAGUGUAGUUUUUCUCCAGAGAAAGCACCCAGGUCAUUUCCUGACCUUCUCAGAAUUUCAUGUGCAACUUAGAACUUCAGACUGCUUUAAUUACUUACUUUGCUUAUUCCAGAUGAGAUUUAACUUUACGUAUUUCAUAAAGUAAGCUCAUGGCAUGUUGCUUUGAACAAAAGUGUAUGCUAAAUAAAUGAAUGUAAACAAAUGUAAACAAGCACAGCAAAAUACCAAAUAUGCUUUUGUGGGCUUUUGUUUAUCAAUUUUUUGUCUGCUAAUGAAUGAAAAUAGAUAGCAAUGGUACUUGUAUGAUAUUAAUAGUACUAAAUUCCAAUUCAGUAAUUUAUACAGUAAAAUAGAACAAAGUGAUGCUCCAUUCAACUUGACACCUCAAUGAAGUCGAAAAACAUGAAUCAGA
Messenger RNA from Brienomyrus brachyistius, 2591 nucleotides. RefSeq names its product proteoglycan 4-like. Gene Ontology annotation, cellular component: extracellular region. Lineage: Eukaryota; Metazoa; Chordata; Actinopteri; Osteoglossiformes; Mormyridae. Gene Ontology annotation, molecular function: chemokine activity; CCR chemokine receptor binding. The transcript is spliced from 5 exons. Gene Ontology annotation, biological process: positive regulation of ERK1 and ERK2 cascade; immune response; inflammatory response. Bases 370 to 2181 code for a protein of 603 amino acids. The record is from RefSeq and is a predicted model, not a curated record.